Molecule: messenger RNA, 1440 nt
Organism: Adineta ricciae
Lineage: Eukaryota; Metazoa; Rotifera; Eurotatoria; Adinetida; Adinetidae
Source: the annotation of a GenBank genome assembly
AUGAUAUCAUCGCAUCCAUUAUCAAGUGACGAUCCUGAUGCCGAUGCGAUCGAAAUGUUUUGUGGACAGAUUCCACGUACAAUGUCAGAAAAUGACUUACGCACCUUCUUCGAACGUUAUGGGCGAGUCUAUAAGCUGAAUAUUUUACGAGACAAACAAAGUGGAGAGUCGAAAGGGUGCUGUUUUGUUACUUAUUACAUGCGGAAAGACGCUCUCGAAGCUCAAAAUGUUCUACAUAAUCUAUUUAUUUUGCCCGGAAUGCGUCAUCCGAUACAAAUGAAACCGGCAGAUAUUGAAAAUCGGAACGAAAGGAAAAUUUUCAUUGGAAUGAUAUCCAAGUCACUGCAUGGAGAAGAUAUUAAAGAAUUAUUUCAACCAUUUGGUCCCAUUGAAGAAUGUACGGUACUUCGCGAUGCUAACAAUCGUUCUCGUGGUUGUGCUUUUGUUACAUAUCAGACACGACAAUCAGCAUUAAAUGCUAUACGAUCAAUGCAUCAUUCGUGUACAAUGGAGAGCUGUUUAUCACCGAUCAAUGUCCGUUUUGCUGAUACACCAAAGGACAAAGAAAUGAGAAAAAUGCAACAAAAAAUUAGUGACAAUCUUCUUCGACAAGUAACUACACAUUCAUCAUCGAUUUCACCAGAAACUACUGAUCCGUUAGCUUCAUUAAAUCUGAUACUUUUUAAUCAGUUAUGUUCAAGCACAAUUCCAUAUGUCAACGAUCUAUCUUGUGGAGAUAACAAUACCAAUCAACUGGCGUCUCUUUCGACUAUGUUCGGAGCGAACUUGAAUUUGGACGGACAAAAUCAAAUCGUAUCGUCACAUACACCUUCGGCGACUGAAUGGCAACACGCCGACAGAAUCGAAGAACCCAUUUUACGCACUUUGGAGCAUUUAAUCUAUCCAAUAAACAAAGCAGUUGGUGAAGACAAUGAAGCAGAUAUCGGCAUGUCUUUAUCUCACGACAAGAGUCAAAGUGCUCGACAUCAACAACAGCAACCGCAAUAUAUGAUGAAUACCGAAGAUAACACUUCAACACCGACUAAUAUCUUUAUUAAUUCCGAGAUAAAUUCGCAUACAUGGCCAAAUAUAACAGAUGAUGACCUUAGUCUGUUGGAUGGUUUCCUAUCAUCAACGACAAACGAUCCUAUAAAUAUAUCUAAUCUUUCAUCUGUUAAGUAUGCCAAUUAUGAAACAGCAACUAAUCUAAGUAAACAACAGAAUAACAAUAAUUCUCAAUUGGUAAACAUUUCAUACGAUGACAAACAGAUUGUUGGACCGUUGGGUUCUAACCUUUUCAUCUAUCAUCUUCCAUCGAAAUUUGCUGACGAUGAUCUAGCUCAAAUAUUCUCUCCGUUCGGUAACAUUCUUUCAGCUAAAGUAACUUCUUCAUUUUCUUCUAAAUUCCUCCAUAAACUAAAUCGUCUUCUUUCCCCAUGA